Messenger RNA from Pseudonaja textilis, 1174 nucleotides. Its product is annotated as ras-related and estrogen-regulated growth inhibitor-like protein A. Gene Ontology annotation, molecular function: GTPase activity; GTP binding. Lineage: Eukaryota; Metazoa; Chordata; Lepidosauria; Squamata; Elapidae. The record is from RefSeq and is a predicted model, not a curated record.
CUCCUCCUCCUCCGCUUCGCUCGCCCGCCCGCGAGGCUGUUGCCCCCCCCCGGUUGCCAUGUUGGUGCAACUCAAGACGGCUUUCCGACAAGCCGGGAAGAUGCCCGAAGGGAUCUCGCCCAAGCUGGAAGCCAACGUCCUGGUCAUCGGGGCGGAAGAAGUGGGGAAAUCGGCUUUGACUGUCAGGUUUCUGACCCGAAGAUUCAUCGGUGAAUACGGGGAUAUUGAAUCCAUUUAUAAUCACAACAUGAAGAUGGCCGGCCGGAGAGCAUCAUUUAGUAUCUGGGACUCAGCCUGCCCAAAGGUGUCCAACCUCCAGAGCUACCUGAAUGAGAAACAGCUCCGAUGGGCCGACGGUUUCGUCGUCGUCUACAGCAUCUGCGACCGGGCCAGUUUCGCUUUCGCCCGCCGUCAGCUCCAUUGGCUCCGACGUUUGAAGAGGAGGAACGGGGCAGGGCGGAGGCCCAUCGUCCUGGUGGGGAACAAACGCGACUUGGCGCAUCAGCGGGCCGUGUCCAGCGAGGAAGGCCGACUUCUGGCCCUGUCCACCAACUCUGGCUUUUUUGAAAUUUCCACCGCCGAGACCUACCACGGCUCCCUGCUGGUCUUCCACGAACUUCUCAACAUGGUCCAGGACUCGAAGAGUUUCACAAAGAAGGCGGUGGGCCUCCGGGAGAUAGUCCGCAGCAUGUCGGCCAUCUUUGGGCGGAGGAGGACCCAGUGAAACUUGGGCUGGGGGAAACUAAGAGCAAAUGUUGAAAUAUAGAAGACGCUGACGAGGGCUGCUUGAACCUGAUCAGAGAUUGCUUCUCGCAGGAACGCUCAGAUUAAAAAAAAAAUAAAAAAUUACAGAAGGAAGCAAGGAAACACGUACGUGAUGUGCUGGUUUCUCUCUGCACAGCUUGAAAUGUUCUUCCUGAUUGCCAUGGGAAACCAGUGAGAAAUAGUAAAUCUUCCUGUGCUAGCAGAACAAUUGUCUCUCUAGCGAUUGGCACAGGGCUCCAUUUCUAAGAGAGAGUACGGCUUAUUGCUCAGACUUUGAGAAUAUGGAACAGGAAUAAACGUAGAUGUUCUUGGAUGACAGGCAUUUUAAUAACCUGGCAUCUAUACAGAAUACCAAGAGUUGGAAGGGAUCUUAGAGGUCUUCUAAUCCAACCCCCUGCUUAGGCAGGAA